Molecule: messenger RNA, 1141 nt
Organism: Impatiens glandulifera
Lineage: Eukaryota; Viridiplantae; Streptophyta; Magnoliopsida; Ericales; Balsaminaceae
Product: haloacid dehalogenase-like hydrolase domain-containing protein At4g39970
Exons: 11
Coding region: 86-1024 (312 amino acids)
Molecular function (GO): hydrolase activity
Source: RefSeq, a predicted model, not a curated record
AACCACACAAGCUUCUCUCUCACGAUCACUCUACUGAAAUAUAUAUCUAUCUACUUCAAAUUUACAACUUCAAAUUUCCACUUCAAUGGCGGCAUCGUCUUCUACGAUGCUUCUUCUCCCUCCUCCACAUCCUUCUUUCCUCUCUCGCAAUUCUCUACCUUCUCUCCACGCUUACCCUAUUUCUCUGCUCAAAACAACCACCGCUCCAUAUAGACUCCACUUAUCUUCACGACGCCAUCUAUCUUCAAUCUCCGCUGCACUAAAGGCACUUGUAUUUGAUUGCGACGGCGUCAUAUUAGAUUCGGAGCAAUUUCAUCGUCAGGCUUACAACGAUGCAUUCUCUCAUUUCAACGUUCGAUCUCCUUCUUCUUCCUCACAACCUCUCAAUUGGAGUCUCGAGUUCUACGACAAGUUCCAGAAUCUAGUCGGUGGUGGAAAACCUAAAAUGCGAUGGUAUUUUAAUGAGCACGGUUGGCCAUCUUCAACAAUAUAUGAUUCACCUCCUGAGGACAGUUCUGAUCGUGAAAAAUUGGUUGAUAUUCUACAGGAUUGGAAAACUGAAAGGUACAAGGCAAUUAUUAAAUCAGGAACUGUGGAACCUAGACCAGGAAUCUUGAGAUUAAUGAAUGAGGCUAAAGCUGCUGGGAAAUUAUUGGCUGUUUGCUCUGCUGGAACUAAAAGUUCGGUCAUACUAUGUCUUGAAAACAUUAUUGGAUUAGAAAGAUUCACGAAUCUUGAUUGCUUCCUUGCAGGCGAUGAUGUGAAAGAAAAGAAGCCCAAUUCAUCCAUUUACAUUACAGCUUCUAAGAAACUAGGCGUCUCAGCUAAAGAAUGUCUGGUGAUUGAAGAUUCAGUUAUUGGACUACAGGCAGCAACAGGAGCAGGAAUGCCAUGUAUUAUAACACACACAUCUUCAACAGCUAACCAGGAUUUUAAAGAAGCAGUUGGCGUCUAUUCAGACUUGGGCAAUGUUAGGUUAGAGGAUUUGGAGUUGUUGCUCGAGAAUGUUGUGGCAACCACCUAAGAAUUUGCUCAAUCAUUUUUUACUUCUAUAUAUAUAUAUAUUACAUAUUGUUCACUCUAGUUAAUGAAAUUCAAUGAUUUUCAAAUAAAUAUAUUUAUAAUUUUAUUUUAUUUUUAA